AUGGAUGAUCCACUUUUUCUAGACUUUGUACAAAAGGUCCAGGCUGGAGAACAACGGAGAUACGAAGCAAGUUCACAACCCCCUCAAUAUUAUCACCAGGUCCAUAGCCACAAGAAUCCUAAAUCGGGAGGAGUAUUGAACAAAAGAAGAGCUUCUAAUGAAGGAUAUCAGCCACGAAGAAAUGGUUUUGAGCCGGAUUUCAAGAAACGCAAGUCUUCUGACUCUUUGAAAGUCGUUUUGGAUGGGGAGAGGCUAGAUAUGCCCAAAUUUGAUGCUGCACCACCAAAAUCCAUUGGAUUUCUUGAUUUACAACGUGUUGAGCAUGCCACCAAAAGUUUACAAAAAAAUGCAAAGCUUAUUCUUGCACAAGCUCCUGAUGCAAUUCAAUUGACGGAGUUGCUUAACUCAAGAGAUAUUGAUAGUGCCACCAGAAGUGACUUGAAACAAAGUAGUUUGAUGGCUUUGGCAUCAAGAUUGAAAACAAAGUACAAGUUGGGUGAAGCCUCGUUACUAGACGAGAUUGUCAAUGAAACUCUUAUCAUUACUGAUGAAGAUAACGAGAAAUUGGCCCAGUUGGUCACUGAGCAAGGAGCGAAUCCGCACCAACUCGAAAUGGCACGUGUCGUUGCAAAUGAUAUCUCACCUAAUGGAACUGAAAAUACUUUACCUAGAUUACCAGUUAUUGAUGAUGUCCAUUUGUUUGAAAGAGUUUUUACCCACAAGUCCAAUGUAAACAACAAAACCUACCUCAAUGAUCGAAACUUGAUAAACAGUCAUAAUGAAAGAUUGGAGUUUCUAGGUGAUUCAGUGUUGAAUAACUUGGUUACUUUAAUCAUCUAUGAAAAGUUUCCUGUUAGUUCGGAAGGCACUUUGUCACAAAUCAGGUCAGAAUUGAUCAACAACAAAGUGUUGAAAGAUUUUGCCAUUCAAUAUGGUUUCGAUAAAAAGUUGAGGUCGUCGCUUUCUAAAGAACUGAUACAGUCUGGUGAACAAAAGAUAUAUGCCGAUGUGUUUGAAGCUUACAUAGGUGCAUUGAGCUUAGAAAGAGGGCUUGACUUGGCUGAAGUUCGAAAGUGGUUGGAGCAACUUUACAAUCCUCUACUUGCUCAUGUUGAACAUAAAUACGUGACUAAUUUUGUAGAUAAGGAAGCCAAAACUGAAUUGUACGCUCUCAUUGGGAGGGCCGAAGCUUGUCCAGAAUAUGUUACUGUGGUUGAAGGUGAUGGUUUGGAGAAGAAAUUUGUUGUUGAAUGCAGGAUGGGGGAUGAAGUUUUAGCAACAGGUGAAGAUCGCAAUAUCAAGACGGCAAGUUUGCGUGCCGCUGAAAAUGCCUUGAAAAAUACUGCAGGCUUGGAGAAAUUCGUGAUUGCAAGGCAAUCUGUUGAACGUCCAGUUCGAGAAUCCCGAAAUGAGCGCUUGAAGGAAAAGAAAGCUGAGAAAUUGAAAAAAUUGAAAGAGCAAGAAGAAGCGGGCGACAGGAGUGGUGAGCAUGAAAUUCCAAGACGUCCUGAUUCUCCCAUCCGUACCUCGAUGUUUCCCAUUGCAGUACGCGAUAAUGUCGAGGUUGAUAUCGAUGCUAAGAACAAAUUAUAUGCUACCUUGGGUUUGAAGACAGGGACUAAGCCGACUUAUAUUGUCAAGGAAUCAAAGAAUGGUCAACACACUGUGCAAUUGUUGGCUAGACAGUUGGUUGUUGCAACAGCCACUGACACGUCCAAGAAAAAGGCAACUGCGAGAGUUGCUGAUGCCGUUAUGAAAGAUCCUGAAGCUUUGAGAGAGUUGUGCAAGCGAUUUGAUUAG
Lodderomyces theae is the source of this 1800-nucleotide messenger RNA. RefSeq names its product ribonuclease III (gene DCR1). Gene Ontology annotation, biological process: primary miRNA processing; regulation of gene expression; rRNA processing. Gene Ontology annotation, cellular component: nucleus. Lineage: Eukaryota; Fungi; Ascomycota; Pichiomycetes; Serinales; Debaryomycetaceae. Gene Ontology annotation, molecular function: double-stranded RNA binding; ribonuclease III activity. The transcript has a single exon. The coding region runs from base 1 to 1800 and encodes 599 amino acids. The record is from RefSeq and is a predicted model, not a curated record.